Molecule: messenger RNA, 2421 nt
Organism: Trichoderma aggressivum f. europaeum
Lineage: Eukaryota; Fungi; Ascomycota; Sordariomycetes; Hypocreales; Hypocreaceae
Exons: 3
Coding region: 1-2421 (806 amino acids)
Biological process (GO): SNARE complex disassembly; intra-Golgi vesicle-mediated transport; Golgi to plasma membrane protein transport
Cellular component (GO): Golgi stack
Molecular function (GO): ATP binding; ATP hydrolysis activity
Source: RefSeq, a predicted model, not a curated record
AUGUCUAGAGCUCCUCCUGGCGGCGCAUCAUACCGGCCUUAUGGGGGUGGGCCGCAGGCGCCAUAUGGCGGCGGCGGCGGCGCUCAAGGAUACUCUCAAGGAUACUCUCAACCACAGCCAUCGCGACCUACCGAGAAGCCGGCCGGAGGCGGGCGGGUGGUGUCACUGCAAGUCGAGAAAGUUGCAGACAAGUCUUUGCAAGCAAGACUGAUCUACGGAAACGUGUGUGCUGUUUCUGCCGAAGACUUUCCUCCUAAACGCGAUGGCACAGACUACUACAUUCUCCUCCAUGCCGGCCAGCCACCUGGCGAAUUCGUCGUCACAGCGAAGCCUAUUCAAGGAUAUCCUCGAGGCUGUAUCAGUCUCUCCGACCCCCAACGCACAUGGUGUCGUGUUGCUAUGAGAGAUACUUUCACCGGAGAGGUGUUCGAUCCCUUUGCGUCUGGCAGCAAGGCAUAUUUGGGCUCUUUGGAUGUCGAGGUUGGGUUCGCUUCACCGACUAAAAGGAUAGACGGCCCGUACGACGAAGAUCACCUGGGCAAGAUCUUCAUCGAUACUUUUCAGAACCAGGUCCUCGCUCCCGGGCAGAGGAUUCUCAUGGACGUUCAAAACAUACCGCUUAUGAUCGUGGUCAAGACUGUUGGCCUCGUUGAUCUGUCCAUGGCAGAUGAAGGGGACAAGCAACAGACGCACAGGGAGGCUCACGCUAGGGGUAUUCUUACCAACCAAACUCGUGUCAUCUUCCAUCGCGAUUCCAAAGGGGAUUUCAAUCUUAAAGCCUCGGCUUCGAAGCCAAACCCAAAUUCAAUCCUUGCCCCGAAUUUCAAAUUUGAAGACAUGGGAAUUGGUGGUUUGGGUGGCGAAAUUUCGACCAUUUUCCGCCGUGCAUUCGCAUCCCGUGUCUUCCCACCUCAAAUGAUUGCCAUGAUGGGCAUUGAGCACGUCAGAGGAAUGCUUCUCUUCGGCCCUCCAGGAACAGGAAAAACAUUGAUUGCGAGAAAGAUUGGUCAGACCCUUAAUGCCAGGCCGCCAAAGGUCAUCAAUGGCCCCGAAGUGCUGAACAAAUAUGUCGGCCAGUCUGAAGAGAACAUCCGCAAGCUCUUUGCCGACGCUGAAAAGGAAUACAAAGAAAAGGGUGACGAGAGUGGCCUUCACAUUAUCAUCUUUGACGAGUUAGAUGCUGUCUGUAAGCAGCGUGGAUCUGGAACAGGCGGAGGUACUGGCGUCGGCGACAGCGUUGUCAACCAGCUUCUAUCCAAGUUGGAUGGUGUCGAUCAGCUCAACAACAUUCUCCUCAUCGGCAUGACCAACAGAAAAGAUCUGAUUGACGAGGCCCUCUUGAGGCCUGGUCGACUCGAAGUGCACGUCGAGAUCCCUCUGCCAAAUGAGGCAGGCCGACUCGAAAUCCUAAAUAUCCACACCGCAAAAGCGAGAGCCAACAGCAGAGUGGACGCCGAUGUCGACAUGGAGGAGCUGGCAGGCCUUACAAAGAACUUUUCAGGUGCUGAACUCAAUGGUCUUGUCAAAGCGGCGACUUCUUGUGCUCUGUCACGUCACACCGAACUGGGAACAAUGGCUCAAAUUCGAACAGACUCCCCGCCCCCAAUGAUUACUCGCGCAGACUUUCUAAGCGCUCUGAAUGAAGUUCAACCUGCCUUUGGAGUAUCCGAAUCCAAACUCACAGAGGCUACUGACUUGGGCAUAAUUCGAUAUGCUGAUCAUGUUGACGCCUCUAUCCGCAAGGUCAUGGGUAUCGCAGACCUGGUAAAGCUAGACCCUCAAAGGUUUCACUCUGCCGUGCUGUUUCAUGGCCCAAAAGGUUCUGGAAAGACAGCCCUGGCAGCGCACAUUGCCAAAGAAUCCGGAUUUCCGUUCAUUAAACUGGUGACUCCAGCUGACAUGGCGGGGUACCGGGACGAAUUUGGAAAGCGAGACUACAUCCACAAGGCAUUCGCAGAUGCUUACAAGUCAACUGCCAGCAUCAUAAUCUUGGACGAUUUUGAACGAUUGAUUGGCUGGAAUCCAAUCGGCCCACGAUUCUCUAACUCUAUACUGGAUCUUCUGACGGUGCUGAUCGCCGCAAGGCCUCCAAAGGGACAUCGCCUUCUCGUCUUCGUUACAACAUCACAGUAUUGGACGAUGAAAGAUCUGGAUGCUUUACGGGAUUUUGGUACAAUGAUAGAGGUUCCAGCCGUCUCGAAUCUAGAUGAACUGCAAGUAGUGUUGAGAGAAUCACCUGCUUUAGAUAAUGCCAGCGCGGACCAAACGAUUAACAUGCUCAAGAAUAAUCGUAUGGAAUCGGUAGCGGUGGGUAUAAAGUCGAUCUUAAAUCGCACUUUCGAAGCUCGAUACCAAGGCUCCAGUGGCAACCAGGUGGAGACGCUGGUAGAGCUCCUAGCUGCAGAGAUAGAACGUAAAUAG